CCGCCGCCCGCGCCCCCCGAGCUGCCCGCGGGCCCGGAGGGGGCGGCGGCCGGGGACCCCGGGGCGGGGGCGGGGGCGGCGGGCCAGGGCGUCCCCGCGGAGCCCGAGGGCGAGCACCCCGAGACGCGCUCGGUGUGCAGCAGCCGCAGCAGCAGCAGCGGCGGGGGCGAGCGGCGCGCGGGGCUCCCGCACCAGCACCACCAGCCCAUCUGCAAGAUCUGCUUCCAGGGCGCCGAGCAGGGGGAGUUGUUAAAUCCCUGCCGAUGUGAUGGGUCAGUUCGGUACACGCAUCAGCUGUGUCUGCUAAAGUGGAUCAGUGAGAGAGGUUCCUGGACCUGCGAGCUCUGCUGUUACAGAUACCAUGUCAUAGCCAUUAAAAUGAAACAACCUUGCCAGUGGCAAAGCAUUUCUAUAACACUGGUUGAGAAAGUUCAGAUGAUUGCUGUAAUCCUAGGAUCCCUGUUCUUAAUAGCGAGUGUGACCUGGCUCCUCUGGUCAGCGUUCAGCCCCUAUGCAGUGUGGCAGAGGAAGGACAUCCUUUUUCAAAUCUGCUAUGGAAUGUAUGGUUUUAUGGAUCUAGUGUGCAUAGGUCUCAUUGUCCACGAAGGAGCUGCAGUUUACAGAGUAUUUAAGCGCUGGCGAGCUGUUAACUUACACUGGGAUGUAUUAAAUUAUGAUAAAGCCACAGACAUCGAAGAAAGUAGCCGGGGAGAGUCUUCCACAAGCAGGACUUUAUGGUUGCCAUUGACGGCUCUACGGAACAGGAACUUGGUCCACCCAACCCAGUUGACCUCCCCGAGGUUUCAGUGUGGCUAUGUGUUAUUGCAUCUGUUCAAUCGGAUGAGGCCCCGUGAAGAUUUGUCAGAAGAUAAUAGCUCAGGGGAGGUUGUGAUGAGAGUGACUUCUGUGUGA
Molecule: messenger RNA, 912 nt
Organism: Nyctereutes procyonoides (raccoon dog)
Lineage: Eukaryota; Metazoa; Chordata; Mammalia; Carnivora; Canidae
Gene: MARCHF11
Product: membrane associated ring-CH-type finger 11
Exons: 4
Biological process (GO): protein ubiquitination
Molecular function (GO): zinc ion binding; ubiquitin-protein transferase activity
Source: RefSeq, a predicted model, not a curated record